GGAAAAUUAAAACAGGGCAAGACUGAGAACUGACGGAUAUGCAGGUCCAGAAAUGAAUUGGAAGCCAGAAUUAGUACCAUCAGAGGCUAGAAAAGAGAAACCAGAUAGGAGCCAGCACUAACAGCAUGCAGGAGCUCUGCUGUUGCCCUCUGCUGAAGCAGGCCAGCUCAAGGCUGCCAGAUUUAGCUUUGGAAUCAAACCCUUCUGACCAUCCAAGGGCAAGCACAAUUUUCCUGAGCAAAUCUCAGACAGAUGUGCGUGAAAAGAGGAAGAGCAACCAUUUAAACCAUGUAUCUCCAGGGCAGCUUACUAAAAAGUAUAGCUCAUGCUCAACAAUAUUUCUAGAUGACAGCACAGUCAGCCAGCCUAAUCUUAGAACCACAAUAAAAUGUGUGACCUUAGCAAUAUAUUACCACAUAAAGAACAGAGAUGCAAAUAGAUCCCUGGAUAUAUUUGAUGAGAGAUCACAUCCACUCACACGAGAAAAGGUUCCAGAGGAGUACUUUAAGCAUGACCCUGAACACAAAUUUAUUUACAGAUUUGUUCGUACUCUUUUUAGUGCUGCACAGCUAACAGCUGAAUGUGCAAUAGUAACGUUGGUCUACUUAGAAAGGCUUUUAACUUAUGCUGAGAUCGACAUUUGUCCCACCAACUGGAAAAGAAUCGUUUUGGGAGCCAUUCUUCUUGCCUCCAAGGUUUGGGACGAUCAGGCUGUAUGGAAUGUGGACUACUGCCAAAUCCUCAAGGACAUUACAGUUGAGGACAUGAAUGAGAUGGAAAGGCAUUUCUUAGAGCUACUCCAGUUUAAUAUUAAUGUUCCUGCCAGUGUUUAUGCCAAAUACUACUUUGACCUUCGCUCCUUAGCCGAUGACAACAACCUGAAUUUUCUGUUUGCUCCUCUCAGCAAAGAAAGAGCACAAAACCUAGAGGCCAUUUCAAGAUUGUGUGAAGACAAAUACAAAGACUUAUGUAGAGCUGCUAUGAGAAGGUCUUUCAGCGCUGAUAAUUUCAUUGGUAUUCAGCGCUCUAAUGCUAUCCUCUCUUAAAAGGGAGAAUUGAGGGGUAAUAACAUCAUAAGCCUCUCAUCUACAAAGACUGGAUGAAAUAUCACCACUCCUGCUCAAAAACCAGCAAAGUUUUAGUAUUUUCAUCAGAAGGAAAGACCUCGAAUUCAAGAGACUCAUGGACAAUGACAGUUGCACUCCAUAGGAAAGAAUGGGACCUUGUCAAAGCAACAAACACACUUUUUGUCCUUUUUAAUGUAAACAGAGUUAACAAAAACCACUCCAAAGCAAAAGCUCUCAACCCACAUGCAGAUAUUUGCUUACUGUGUAGGCCAAUAGCUGUGAACUAUGUGAGGUUUUUUAAUUAAUCAUUUAAAUGUUUAGACUUUUAAAAACACUAACCAUAUAACUUUUUGUUUUUUCUGUUUUUCUUCCCCUUCUCCAUUGCUGCAUAUGCCUUCAGAAUUGAUGCAGUAUUACCAUUAAAACAUGGUACUCUUUUUUUUUUUUUUUGUGGUGCUGGGAC
Messenger RNA from Ictidomys tridecemlineatus (thirteen-lined ground squirrel), 1530 nucleotides. NCBI's taxonomy places the organism in Eukaryota, Metazoa, Chordata, Mammalia, Rodentia, Sciuridae. The record is from RefSeq and is a predicted model, not a curated record.